Chlamydomonas reinhardtii is the source of this 2286-nucleotide messenger RNA. RefSeq lists its product as uncharacterized. The record is from RefSeq and is a predicted model, not a curated record. Lineage: Eukaryota; Viridiplantae; Chlorophyta; Chlorophyceae; Chlamydomonadales; Chlamydomonadaceae. Bases 264 to 1781 code for a protein of 505 amino acids. The transcript is spliced from 6 exons.
GGUGUAUUCAACCAGAAAAUAGACACCACGGCAAUGUGUUAUUCUUCAGCUCAAGUGCCCAUGGGGCCGUAUUGUGUAUUUCUCGCAUAGGUAACGGCUUGAAUGUCUAAAGUGUACACGUGAUGUAUCAUUAUUACCAGUGCUAUUAUUUACUGUCAGGUCUACUACGUAUGCGCGCAUCGUUGCACUAAAACAUAGCAACGCAUCUCUUGCCAUCGGCACGACUCGCGCGGGCUAACACACAGACGAACAAUAUACAGCAAAUGUUAGGCCGAGCUGGGGCCGCAUCGGGAGGGGUGCAUCAAACUUAUGCCACCCUCGGCUCGCUGCUCACCUCCCUGUCCCGGGCAGCGCCGCACACCACCACGUGCGACAGCCUCCGCCGCAUAUCGCAGCUGGCAUUUGAAGAAGUGAACGCCGGCGCCAGCACAGCCGAGCACCCCACGGCUUCGCCCGAUCGCACGCUGUUCGUACUGCACGGGCUGCUGGGCUGCGGCCGCAACUGGCGCAGCUGGGCCAAGCGGCUGGUGGAGGGCGCGGCGGCGGCGGCGCCGGCGGCGGGUGGGCCGUGGCGGGCGCUGCUUGUGGACCUGCGAUGCCAUGGCGCCAGCGCCAGGAGGGUCGGGCUGCACCCGCCGCACAACAUGGCCACCGCCGCGGAGGACGUUGCGAGGCUGGUGUUUGAGCAGUGCGGGCAUCACCCCCCGGCUGCCGUCCUGGGCCACUCGAUGGGCGGCAAGGUGGCGCUGGCGUUACUGGAGCACACACGCAGCCGAGGGCCGCAGUCGGCAGCAGCGGCAGAUGCGCCAUCAUCGCCAUCAACAGCAGCAGCAGCGGCAGCGGCAGCUUCCGCAGCCUCUGGGAGUGCAGCCGGCGCGGGACCAGCAGGCGGGAGGGUCGCGGGCCUGAGCAGCGGGGGGCCCCGCGAUGCCACGCCGCGCUCCUCAGCCUUCGCGCCCUUCUCCACCACCUCUGCAAGCGCCGCAGCCGCUGCAGCCUCCCCCUCUGCAGCCGCCGCUGCAGCUGCGGCUGCCACCACCGCCGCCGCCGCACACCGCCGCCACGGGCAGGACGAGGGGCCGACGUGUGCGCCGCCGCGGCAGCUGUGGGUGCUGGACUCGCAGCCAGGGUUGGUGGCGGCGGAGCAGGACGCGGGCACGGGCGUGUCACGUGUGCUGCAGACCGUGCACUCCGUACCGCUGCCCAUCCCCAACCGCGCCUGGCUGCUGAAGCGGCUGCGCGAGAGCGGCCUCACUGACGCGCUCGCGACCUGGCUCGCCAGCAACCUCGCCCCGCUGCACGAGGCGCCGCACAGCCACAGCCACAGCCACAGCCACAGCCACAGCCACGGCCACAGCCACAGCCACGGGGGCGCAGCGGUGGGGGCGGCGGGCGCGGGGCCGCUGACGUGGACGUUCGACGUCGCCGGUGCGGGCGCCCUGUACAUGUCUUACCGCACGACGCAGUACUGGCGCACGUUGGAGGCGCCGCCGCCCGGCACCGCCGUCCACCUGGUGCGCGGCGGCCGCUCCGACCGCUGGCCGGAGGACCAGCAGCGCCGCCUGGCGCAGGCGCUGGCACACGCCCAAGCCGCGGCAACAGCAGCAGCGGGAGCGGGAGCAGGAGCAGGGGCGGGAGCAGGGGCGGGAGCGGCGGCGGCACGGGUGGCCGCUGGCACGUUUGACCUGCACGUGUUGCCCCAGGCCGGCCACUGGCUGCACGUGGACGACCCCAACGGGCUGCUGCAGCUGGUGCUGCCGCGGCUGGUGGCUGGGCAGUAGCAGUUGCAGAAGCAGUAGCGGCGGUGGCGGGUUCAGCACUGUAGCACUAGCGGCGGUGGCGCGUUGAGAUACGGCCCGCACUUGUGGUGCACAGGCAGCGGUGAGGCGGUGGCGUAUGUUUUGGGGUUGGUUUCGCUUGGUCUCUCCCUCUGAAUACGUGCUUUCAUUACAAGAAAGUUAACGGUGACCGGUGAUGUCCCAGUGUAAGGGUUACAAGGGGUCAGACCGCAUAUGCUUGUGUGCCAGCAGUUAGGUGCUGCAAACGCUGUAACCAGCUGUUAACGCUGGCCGGCUGGCGCACAGCUCGGAGCGCCCUGGACGAGGGAGGGGGGCACUUUGGGCGGGGGGACCAGGAGAGCUGCGGAGAGGAUAAACAGGCCGCGGACAAAUGCUGCGUAGGCGCUACGUAAGGCACGUAUCCUAGGCCUCGUGCCCACGCGCAGGAGUACAGAGCACCGGCCGUGCAUGUGUGAUGCGUCCGACCGGCAUAGCCUCCCGCUCUAAC